This is a messenger RNA of Salvelinus sp. IW2-2015, 568 nucleotides long. RefSeq names its product ankyrin repeat and protein kinase domain-containing protein 1-like. The record is from RefSeq and is a predicted model, not a curated record. Gene Ontology annotation, molecular function: protein binding. Lineage: Eukaryota; Metazoa; Chordata; Actinopteri; Salmoniformes; Salmonidae.
AUGACAAUAACUGUAGGAGUUGGCAAUACAGCACAAAGAGAUCUGGAACCAGGCUACUGUGUAGAAACAUUGCAACAAAGGGAGUCUGUGCAACAUGAUGUGUUUGAUACUGUACUUCAGGGGAGUGGAGAUGCAGCUCUCCAUGUCUGCUGCCGAAAGACGGACCUGGAGAUAGCCAAAGUCCUCAUUGAGAAUGGGGCCAAUGUAGACAUCCAAAAUGAGGAAGGACAGACUCCUCUCCACAUAGCUGCCUGGGAGGGAGAUGUGCUGCUGCUGAAACUGUUCUACCAGAGCAAGGCCAACCCUAAUGUCACUGACAAGAUGGACAGGUCACCUCUGCACAUCGCUGCAGAGCGUGGCCACACCAACGUGGUUGAGGUCCUCACAGAGAAGUUCAAGUCCAACGUGCUGGCCAGAACUAAGGGAUGGACAGUUCACCCGCUAGAUGCUAAAAUUGUGGUCUACCGUUCCCAGUGUGGACACUCCAGAGACCACCGGCCCUCAAUUCUGAAGAAAGCGGGUCUCCACACCAUAGCACAUGCCCAUAAGGGGUCAAGAUCCAAGACGA